Messenger RNA from Arabidopsis thaliana (thale cress), 1284 nucleotides. RefSeq names its product F-box and associated interaction domains-containing protein. The coding region runs from base 103 to 1209 and encodes 368 amino acids. The transcript has a single exon. NCBI's taxonomy places the organism in Eukaryota, Viridiplantae, Streptophyta, Magnoliopsida, Brassicales, Brassicaceae. The record is from RefSeq and is marked reviewed.
AACAAAAAUUAAUUUUAUUUCCUAUAUAAUCAGAUUAUUUAGCAGCUGGAAUUGCAAAAACAGUUUGACCGAAAAAAAAGGAUUUGUAAAACAGAGCACCUGAUGGCGUCGGUGAAGUUGCCGUGGGAUUUGGAGGAAGAGAUACUGUCUCGGCUUCCACCUCGAUCUCUUGUUCGGUUCAGGACCGUAUGUAAACACUGGAACGGUCUUUUCAGCGACAAGAGGUUUGUCAAAAAGCACUUGGUCCGUGCCCGUCCCCAAUUCAUCUUCCUUACCGAAUCGAAGAAGAUGUACUCGAUAGAGAUCGAUCUGGGUGGAACGAUAGAGGUGCGUGAGGUACCCUACGAUUUUCAUUGUCAGCCUAUGAAGAAGAAUUUUACAACUAUCAUGGCUUGCGAUGGGUUAUUGUUUCGUGAUUUUUGGAAACAAGGUGUUGCGGUUUGGAAUCCGUGGUUGAGACAGGUUGGGUGGAUCGAGUAUGAGGAUAAAGGUUUCCGUUUUUGCGGUGUAGGAUACGAUAGUUGUAAACCCGAUAAGUGUUACAAGAUCUUGGGGUAUUUUAAUUGUACGCGUAGACUCAGCGACUCUCUCCAGGAAGGUUACUACCAAGCUGCGAUCUACGAGUGUGCAUCGCAGGCGUUCAAAUUUAUUGAUACCCCUAACCCUUUCAACCUGUGGCCCAACAAGGAUCCUUUGUCCGUGAACGGGAAUCUUUAUUGGCUUGCUCAUAACCACCCUGAGACUCUUGAGUAUUUCAUCGAAACCUUUGAUUUCUCCAUGGAGAUUUUCAAACCCUUUUGUCUACUGCCGUGUCGGAAGGACUUUGGUAGCAAUGAACUUGUCCUGGCGGUUUUUAAGGAAGAUCGGUUUUCAUUGUUAAAGCAAUGCUUCGAAACAACGAAGAUUGAGAUUUGGGUAACAAAGAUGAAGAUUGAUAGAGAGGAGGAAGUGGUGUGGAUAAAGUUUAUGACAUUGCCGACAACCAACUUGCCUAAUCUAGAUGAUACUUAUUGUUGCAGUAGUUACUUCAUCUUUGACAAGACCAUAAUCAUGUGUUGUGGCGAUUACAAAACUGGAGCUACUUGCAUCUAUAUGGUGAGGGGAGAUAUGUUCAAGAAGAUUCAGAUCAAUUCUGGGAUUUUUCAGUUUUCUUACUGUGUCUAUCUUCCAAAUUUGAUCUCGGUUCCUUUUGAAUCACAUCAAGUUUAAUUUUUUUUUUUGCUAAGAAAACGAAACAAGUUUAAAUUCUGAAUUUUCUUGAUUAGUUACAAAUUUGAAUUCGAU